Molecule: messenger RNA, 762 nt
Organism: Cetraspora pellucida
Lineage: Eukaryota; Fungi; Glomeromycota; Glomeromycetes; Diversisporales; Gigasporaceae
Source: the annotation of a GenBank genome assembly
AUGCAAAAACCAACUAAUUUAACUAUCUCUAUUUAUUCUAAUUCUACUAAUAAUAGUAAGGCUAAUUUACAGAAAACUGUUCAAACCUUGUUAGUAUUACUAAAUACUUUAAAUUCAGCAGAAGGUAGUAAACAAAUAUGUAAUGAGGCUUCAGAGUUAGGCACAAUUGAUGAAGUAUUGAUCUCUAACUUGGAUGUUAAUAUAGAAAAUAAUCAAGAAGGACAAGACCAAAACAAACAAACUGAGCAUAAGCAAGCUGAAUUUAAUUUAAUUACUACAUCACAAAGAGUUGAACAAACUGAUAAACAUACUCUAAGAGAAUCAUUAAAAGCAAAAAAAUUAUCUCAAAUUUCUUCUUUGGUUCUUCCUUAUUCUAUAGUGGCAGAUAUAAGAGAUCAGCCUGCCAACAUUACUUUUGCUACAGCUCUAUAUUAUAAUGCUAAGGUUCAAGGUCAGAUCAUCCUGUUAAUUGUUAAUAGUAGGUCAUCAGAGAGUGUUAUAUCAUCUCAUUUACUAAAUGAUCUUGUAGAAAUCCUUAUUGAUGUAAUUGUAACAAAUGCUAGUUUGUAUUGUGUGAUAGUAGAAAUAACUGUUACUGUUAAAUUUAGGAAGUUGAAUAAGACACCAUUAAAUGAAAGACAUAAAGUAGUAGUUAAGAAGGUUGGCAGUAAAAGUAGGAAUAGUAGUUCUAAUAAUAAUUAUAAGGAUGAGGAACUUGAGGAACAAUUAUUUGCUUAUUUUGAAUAUGAAAACAAGAAAGAA